AUGGAUACCAAAUCAACAGAUUUCACAUUACAAGACCUUGCCAAUUCAGUUAAAUAUAUGAGUGAAAAAUUCGAUGACUUCAAUGGUACUGUAAACAAAUUACUUGACGAAAUGAAAGAAAUACGUAAAGAGAACACACAACUUUAUGAGAACAAUAAGAGGCUUUCUCAAGAUAUAGAGAAUCUCAAAUAUCGUUUGGAUAGCAUUGAACAAAAUACUCUUGAUUCAACAAUAGAAAUAAUUGGUAUACCUAAGGUAAUCAACGAGAAAUGUACAGAUACAGUGAUAAAGCUUGCGGCAGUAUUAAACACAGUCAUAACCGUAGUGGAAGCUUAUCGCGUUCCUAUUACGGUAAAUGGUGAACAUAAAAUUAUAGCUCGUCUUACAAAGCCGGGUAUGAAAAAUGCCAUAAUCGCUAACUGUAAACAAAAUAAAACACUAAAUCUAUCCAACAUUAAUCCCGAGUGGUCUAAUGAUAAGCGCCUAUAUAUAAAUCAACAUCUCACUAAACACAAAAGACAACUUCACGGUAAAGCCAGAGCCACAGCAAAAGAAAAAGGUUACAAAUACGUAUGGAUCAACCAGGACGCAGAGAUCUUAAUCAGAAAAGACGAAAAGGCAAAGGUACGAAAAAUCUUUUCUGAACAAGAUCUUCUCCUACUUUAA
Molecule: messenger RNA, 666 nt
Organism: Aphis gossypii (cotton aphid)
Lineage: Eukaryota; Metazoa; Arthropoda; Insecta; Hemiptera; Aphididae
Exons: 1
Coding region: 1-666 (221 amino acids)
Source: RefSeq, a predicted model, not a curated record